Peromyscus maniculatus bairdii (prairie deer mouse) is the source of this 4639-nucleotide messenger RNA. It is a transcript of the gene Usp46, whose product is annotated as ubiquitin specific peptidase 46. The record is from RefSeq and is a predicted model, not a curated record. NCBI's taxonomy places the organism in Eukaryota, Metazoa, Chordata, Mammalia, Rodentia, Cricetidae. Gene Ontology annotation, molecular function: cysteine-type deubiquitinase activity. Gene Ontology annotation, cellular component: cytosol; nucleus. Gene Ontology annotation, biological process: protein deubiquitination.
CCGGCCCCAGGCCGCCUCGCCGCCGCCCGGCCUCGCUGCGCGCCACCAUGGACAGUCCCGUUUUCCCCUGGUAAAGAUGGCGGUGCGCGAUCGCUGCAACCUUUAGACUAAUGACUGUCCGAAACAUCGCCUCCAUCUGUAAUAUGGGCACCAAUGCCUCUGCUCUGGAAAAAGACAUUGGUCCAGAGCAGUUUCCGAUUAAUGAACACUACUUCGGGUUGGUCAAUUUUGGAAACACGUGCUACUGCAACUCCGUGCUCCAGGCGUUGUACUUUUGCCGGCCGUUCCGGGAGAAUGUGUUGGCAUACAAGGCCCAGCAAAAAAAGAAGGAAAACCUGUUGACGUGCCUGGCCGACCUUUUCCACAGCAUCGCCACGCAGAAGAAGAAGGUUGGCGUCAUCCCACCAAAGAAGUUCAUUUCGAGGCUGAGGAAGGAGAACGAUCUCUUUGACAACUACAUGCAGCAGGAUGCUCACGAAUUUUUAAAUUAUUUGCUAAACACUAUUGCGGACAUCCUGCAGGAAGAGAAGAAACAGGAAAAACAAAACGGGAAAUUAAAAAAUGGCAACAUGAAUGAACCUGCAGAGAAUAAUAAACCAGAACUCACCUGGGUCCAUGAGAUCUUUCAGGGAACACUCACCAAUGAAACCCGAUGCUUGAACUGUGAAACCGUGAGUAGCAAAGAUGAAGAUUUUCUGGACCUCUCUGUUGAUGUGGAGCAGAACACCUCCAUCACUCACUGUUUGAGAGACUUCAGCAACACAGAAACACUGUGUAGUGAACAAAAAUAUUAUUGUGAAACGUGCUGCAGCAAACAGGAGGCUCAGAAGAGGAUGAGGGUAAAAAAGCUGCCCAUGAUUCUGGCCCUGCACCUAAAGAGGUUCAAGUACAUGGAGCAGCUGCACAGGUACACCAAGCUGUCUUACCGGGUGGUCUUCCCUCUGGAGCUUCGGCUCUUCAACACCUCCAGCGAUGCUGUGAACCUGGACCGCAUGUACGACCUGGUGGCUGUCGUUGUUCACUGUGGAAGUGGUCCUAACCGUGGACAUUACAUCACCAUUGUGAAAAGUCAUGGCUUCUGGCUGUUGUUCGAUGACGACAUUGUAGAGAAAAUAGAUGCUCAAGCUAUUGAAGAAUUCUAUGGCCUGACAUCAGAUAUAUCAAAAAAUUCAGAAUCUGGAUAUAUUUUAUUCUAUCAAUCAAGAGAAUAACUUAGCGGAGCGUGGGACUAAUUCCAGCGGGGAAAUACUCAAAGCACUACAGCCUUGUUUCUCUGCAGACCUUUCCCCCCCACAACCCACUGACAUUAUCACUGAUGCCCACUGGUCUGGCAGUGUUCAACUUCCUUCCUUUGUGUUUUUAUAAGCAGCACUACUCCUGGUUUGUCCUGGUCUGAGGUGGAGUUAACUGCAGUCAGAUUCUAGUCAGAUUUAGAUGAAUAACUGUUGCUAAUUUGAAGAUUGGGGUGAAUGUUAUGCGGCUUGUCAUGUCUGGCUAAGUCAGAGUGACAUUUCCUGUAAAUGUCACAGCCCAUUUUGAGUGUUUGUUAAGCUUCCUGAAUGGUUUCCGGGGUCUCUUUUCCAUGCAUUCCUUUGACAUGUCCCUGGAAGCGUUGCUACCCAUUGUUAGCGUGCCUGCCUCUUCUGAUGGCAGGAGAUAGAUCUUCUCCCAGUAAGGCUGCAGCCAUAGCUUUAAGUCUGUGCAAGUGAAAAUGUCUAAAAGUGAGCGACGUCCAUGGUGAAAUCAUCCUCCGCAUUGGAACCGGGUGAAGCCAGGCUGUUGAUGAUGGCCAGUGUUUGCACCCAACUGUGCUUACCUAGCUGGUAGAAUCCCAGGGGCUAAGACUAGGGAGCUCAGGGCAGGCAAAGCCAGGAGGAACAUGUUUUUGUGGAUAGUGAAAAGUUCCUUAUCUUCCUACCAAAAGCCGAGUUUCAGGAAAACGAUGCGAGGCUGUUCCUUUUCAGUGACCGUUUUCUUCUGUUGGGUCCUGUAGCUGUCUUCUUCUCGUAUCUGGCACUGCUAAGCUUUUCAAGCUGGCUUUCCAAUCCUGCUGGUGUUUUGCAGUCAGUGGCAUCAGGGCUGAGAUACCAGUUGGCUGCCUCUGGCACAUCUCUCUCUCUAGCCAGUGGACACCAACAUCCUUCCUAGACCAGGAAGAUGAAUCAACUACUCUGUUUGCCUUGACGACCAUCAGCAGAUUGUACAGCUUCAUUUAAAAAUCAAAAUCCUAUUCAGUCUGUUUACGGGGACACUGGUGAGUUCCAGGGCUAAAACAAAACUCUCCCUGAAGGGAAUGCUGGAGUUAGUGGAGUGUGAGAUGGGUCACCGGAAGUGUUAAGGGGUGGGCGAAAGGAUGAACAAGACAGCUGCUAUUUCUCUGGCUCAGAUUUCUAGAAUGCUUGACAAGACAGUGUCCUGGGAGAACCUCAUCUCACUAUUUUCCCUUUUGUUAUGUGUGUAUUUAUUAGAGAAUUUGAAUAUUGGUACCUUUUCUUAAAAGGGUUGAUUUGGUGUUUUACUGUUGAGUUAAUCUUAGUUUUCCUACAAAUACUAUGAGUCACAGAUCUUGGGUUCCUUUGGGACGUCAGUUGACUUCCAUACACUAUAGUAUACUGUGAACGUGUUAUGUUGUGACCCAGUACAUCAGCGAAUGAACAUGCAAACUCUUGGCAUAAUGUGAACUACAACUGUAAUUGAAGAGCGUCAGUGGCCAUUUUGCAACAAUGAAGAGGAUAGCACUUUAUCUAGGUGAAAACUGGACCUUUUAUUUUUUGAAAUAUCUUGAACUGUUUGUGGCUCAGAACUUAAGCAUGCCAACACUUCAUUUGUUCAUGCUUGAAGGAGGAUGUCUCACUCUUCACUGGAGAAGACGGAACAGGGUCAUUUCAUGUUAUUGUCUUAUGCAAGUGGCAAAAUGGACCUUGUUUUGGUUAGAGGCAAAUGCGUAUUUAUAAAUAUUGUGUCUUUUUUCCCCCUCCAUGAAGCAUAUUUAUUAAUCACUUACCUUGGAGGUGAACCUUUAUUCUUUAAAGAGAGGCCCUUUCUAAAUGAAAGUGAUUGAUGGAAGGAAAUGUUUGUACCACAUACGGCCCAUAUAUUUGACUGUGGGUUACAAAGGUUAAGAAAAUGGUUACUGGUUUCUAAUCUAUUUGGAACUGAUCAUAGAACAAAAAUUAUUAAAAUUAUCUUUGAAACAACUCUUGAAGCUAAUUUAUUAGACAAAAAAUUAUUUCAAUUGGAAGCCCAAAGUGCUAUUAUAAAGUUCAGCACACUUUUCUUUUCUUUUCUUUUUUUCCUUUGGUGAGCGUGUAAAGUUUUCCUCAGUAGUGUGGACAAAGUCAUUGCUUUUAACAGAGAAAGCGAGUUAAAAUUCAGUAUUCAUGAAGAAGUUUUUGGAACGGAAAGAGAUAAGCAUGGAGACUACUGUACUGACCUUCAGCUGGUUAUGGUGCAGGGGAAAAAGAUCGCAGAAGACCAAAUACAAAUCUCCAUCCACACGCCAUCUGUUUUUAAAACAUAGGACCAUCUGGUAACUACUCACCUCUUUUUCAGUCAAGGAAACAACCUGAGGCAGCUCUCUUCCACCCCCAUCAUUUUUCUUGUCCUAGAGAAAUCAUGUUCUCACUUGCCGUCCCUGGUUCUAGCAGAAACAACAGUGACGGUGGGACACGUGAGACCACUCCAAGGUCACCUCCAAGGUCACGGCAGCGAUAGCACAAAGACCCAGCAACAGCCCCCCAGAUGGGGCUUUGCGUGUUUUCUCCAGCAGGAGUGAGGAAGCCUGCUGCAUUCUCGAAUUGCUGGGUAUUUAAAAAGAAAUUAUAGUGUCUUUGAAGAGACUUUAAAACUUUUUUUAAAAAAUGAAAUGUUUGUUUUAUUGGUUACUUGCUAGUUUAACAUCUAGAUUAUGGUACAGUAUGCUAAAAUCUUUUGUUUCAAGGCAAAAUAUAGUGAAAUGGUGACAUGUAUAGAGCCGUUACAUUGAUGUGUUUUUCCAUUCCAAGCCAUCAUCAGGUAGACUGGCUGGAAGAAAGCCAGAAAUAAUACAAUCAGGGUGUCAGUCUGAAUAGGAAGCCAUUCCCAUGUGGUUUAAUGUCCUGGUUAUAUUUUGGACUUAACAUAAAAUGGAACAUGACAGAAAUGGUCCCUGUGUGUUUGUUUUCAUGGGUACCCUUAAUCUCAUGGGCACGUCUAACUCGAAAGUGUGUUCUAACUGGCGCUUAAGGCUUAUUUUAGAUACUGGAGUGUAGCUUUAUUAUGGAUGGAUUUUAUCUUUUAAACAUUUCAUUUUGAUCAAUUUUGUAUAUUCAUGUGUAUUAAAAUAUCGUGCACUAAAUGUUCUCUCCUGGUUUGCUGUUACCUGGUCAAGGGAUUGGCCAGCACCAUUGUGAUUAGCCCAUGCAAAUGGCAUGGGCCAGAGAAAAUUAUUGCCUAUUUUUCUGCCUAAUUAAAUUUCUGUUUUCUAGUAUUACAUUAACUUAUUUUUGCCUCCUAUUUCUGUAACCAAAAUAGUUACUGUAUGUGUGUGACAUUCACUUGAUUUUGUUGCUUAAAAAAAAAAAAGCUUGUAGUUUCUAUUUAAAAUAAUCUGUAUCUUUGUUUGUUUUUUUAAUGUAACCAACUCAAGCACUUUAAGCAA